UAACGCCACAACCUGAGGUCACUAUCCUCAAGGGAUGCUGUGGCUCAGUGUCGCGACGCACGCGCAGCGACGCACGCGUCUUCAAAGCUAUCAGCGAUAACCAUAAUGUUACAACACGUUCUUUUUCUGGCGGUUUUUCUUCUCUUCGGGAGGAAUGCGGUCGACUCAGCGAAACAAGAUGUCCGCGUCUCCGACUCUUACCUGCCCGUAGCCAUGCAGAUCAUUGCUCAUCUUACUGACCAGAUGUCUUUUGAAAUGAAAGACGAGGUUCCUAUAAAAACUACUACAACACACAAACCAUUAGAUAUUACAACACCAUUCCACAAACCUGGCCUGUAUUCACCAUCAUCACCACCAAAACCUUCAGACCGUAUUUCCCCUGACAAGAACCUCAUAAAAUCCCAUCAAUUUGUCCUCCUCCCUAUCGAGCAGCAUCAAUACAGCCUGAUCAAACCUCAAGGCACCAAGUCAGAUGGACACCUUCUCGCAGCUCAUAAUGAAGAGGUGAAUCCUAUUGUGGAUCCAGCACCAAAUGACCCACAUUUACUGCCACCAUAUGAUGAUUUGAAGGUCUCCAGCCGUUCUGAUGAUUUUGAUGAAGAGAACUUGCAGUAUCUAUCGGCAAAUGUCAGGGAAAUGAUAAGAAUGGCCAAUGAUCCAGAUGAUGAUAGGAUUGUAGAUGUGUGGGAAGGUCUCAGAGUGAAUCCAGCGGAACCUUCAUCUAAAGGCAAAUUGUCAACGUCUAAUUUGAGACUGUUACUUCUGUACGAUCUACUGAGCAGAGAAGCUAAACGUCAGAGGCUGUCUGAUUACAGUGGUUUCUCGCCUGAAGUUAUGAAGUCUCUUGCGGAGUCAUCUAGCGGUGGUGCGCGGGCGCAACUCAGCAUGGCUCUCUCCAAGAUGGUAGAUCGACACGACUGCGGCCAUGAUUACGCUAACAACAGAUCCAAAGAGAUGGUCGCUGAGUUGGCGAAGGAUGAAUCCACUUUAUCAGCAGCUCUAAGAUACUUACAGCCACUUGUUUAUAAGCUUUAGAUUUUUCAAAUAGUUAUACAUACUUUUUGUAUUAAAAAGUGUUCCAAUUAAAAAAAAAAAAAUCUAUGAUUGUAAUGUAACAACGCUACAGCCCAAUCCAUAAAUUAAUCUUAGUUUCUGAAAUUGUAGUAAUCUGUUUUAUUUCUUCGAUAAUAUGAAGAACGAAAUGAUAUGUAUUGUGAUGAAAAUUUCUGGUCGUCCAAGAAAACUCAAAACUCUGAUGAAGAGGUAUUUAUCUCGUAACACAUGAUAGUAAUAGCGUUAUUUUCUCUAGAUUGUAAACAAAUGCCAUAUGUUAUACGAUAGUUUAAGAAAUCUCUCAUUUUUGUCAAUUAUUUGAAACGCAAUCUUUUACAUAGAGUGAUAUUUAGUAUGUAUUCAUAUUCAUACUUAGAUUGUUUAGUGGUCUUAUGUAUAUAAUAAGUGUAUUUUCUAACAGUUUUACAAAUAAAUACAGCUGAGUAUACUUAA
Molecule: messenger RNA, 1506 nt
Organism: Pieris napi
Lineage: Eukaryota; Metazoa; Arthropoda; Insecta; Lepidoptera; Pieridae
Gene: ImpE3
Exons: 6
Coding region: 106-1035 (309 amino acids)
Source: RefSeq, a predicted model, not a curated record